AUGAAGGAAGUGAUGGUCACAGAGGGUGGGGAUGUCAAAGGAGUAGCAGGCCUGGGAGGUGACGGGGGAGAAAGGAGGCGCCAGCCAAAAGUCACCACAGGGUCUCCUCAGCUUUACCAGUUCCAGGUGUCUUCUCAGCCCCUGGGGAGUAUGGGCUGGCCCCUGCUGCUGCUGCAGCCGCCCCCAGAUUACAGGACCCGGCUGCCCCUGAACGGGACGGAGGGUCAGAACAACGGCUCCCUCAGGAUCUCCAGCCUGCGGUUGAAGGACCAGAACGUGUACUUCUGCCGGGUCAGUCUGAACACACUGAACAAUGGCAAGAAAGAGAGGCAAGUGUGGCAAUCCAUCCAGGGGACCAGGCUCACUGUCACGCCCGUUGUCAAGACCACCACCCACAGCCCCUCCAACGUAGCUUCCACCACAGCUGACCUGAGGAUCACAGAGGACAAGAACUCAGGGUCCCAGCCUCUGAGUCUGGAGACAGCAGUAGGGGUGGCAGUGGCAAUCACUGUGCUUGUAAUUGCCGUUUUGGGAUUGAUGAUCUUCCUCAGGUGGAAGAGAAGGAAAGGUCUGCAGCCUAAAGCCAAAACCUCAGCCGGGGACCCCUUCCAGAACACUGAGGAGAAAUAUGAGAAUCUUGAGAAUAAAGGACAACACACUGACCCCAGACUGAACCCCAAGGAUGACGGCAUUGUCUAUGCCUCCCUGGCUCUCUCCAGCCCGACCUCUCUUGAACCACCCCGCUGCUACCAUCCACAGGUGAACCUUCAAGAAGAAACGGAAAAAUCACAACUGCCAGCAAUCACCAAAGCCAGAUGCCAAUGACACAGAAGUGAAAGUGUUGAAGACCACAAAGGAACCAAGAGAAACAGCCACGCACUCCAAUUCUCUCUCAACUUCCUAGCCUGUCCUCACAAAAAUAAAAGUACCCAGAGAAUUUACUUGACUGCAUCUAAAGAGAAAAUGGAUAUUACCUUCAACUCCUGACCCUCCCAAUAAAACUAGACUCUUAACAGACAA
Messenger RNA from Tupaia belangeri chinensis (Chinese tree shrew), 1020 nucleotides. RefSeq names its product paired immunoglobin like type 2 receptor alpha (gene PILRA). The transcript has 9 exons. The record is from RefSeq and is a predicted model, not a curated record. The coding region runs from base 1 to 825 and encodes 274 amino acids. Gene Ontology annotation, molecular function: MHC class I protein binding. Lineage: Eukaryota; Metazoa; Chordata; Mammalia; Scandentia; Tupaiidae.